Messenger RNA from Dioszegia hungarica, 3318 nucleotides. Its product is annotated as SNF2 family N-terminal domain-containing protein. Gene Ontology annotation, biological process: double-strand break repair via homologous recombination; reciprocal meiotic recombination. Gene Ontology annotation, molecular function: ATP binding; DNA translocase activity; ATP-dependent chromatin remodeler activity. The transcript has 29 exons. The record is from RefSeq and is a predicted model, not a curated record. Bases 1 to 3318 code for a protein of 1105 amino acids. NCBI's taxonomy places the organism in Eukaryota, Fungi, Basidiomycota, Tremellomycetes, Tremellales, Bulleribasidiaceae. Gene Ontology annotation, cellular component: nucleus.
AUGACCCUAGGCAAACGCAGACUGGAUGACUACCACGACGAACUUCCCCCUACGCUUCCACCAAAGCGACAGGCAGCCAUCCCCGACUCCGCCUCCGAGACAUCAGAUAUCGACGAGCCCAAGGAGAUCGCCCCUGCGACUGCUGGACCCUCCCGCCCCUCCCGUCCGGACUCGUUCAACACACCUACAGCAGCCGGAGGGCGUACAUCAGGGUUCGCCAGACCUCAGAGUAUCUUGCAUCCCAAAGCGGCGACAACGCCUAGCGUGGUUGCUUCAGUCGGAAGGGGAGGUAAGCUACAGUAUGAGGUAGCGAGCAGCCCGCAGGACGCAACAUACUACUGUGUGCAAUGGAGGAAGCCCCAAACGAAGAAGCAGCAUAAAACAUGGGACGGUGACGCCUUCAUUCGUAUGUCGGGCAAUAAGGUCGCGCUUCUGAAUGAAGAUGGAGGAGACCAUAUGGCUUCUGCAACGGUCGGUGGAGGUGAACCCAUGAACGGGACACCAAUGCGCAUCGGAUGCUAUGAGAUCGAAGUCGACCGGAAAGUCUCAUACGAUGAAUUCUGCAAAUCCACUUGCAUUCUCAACAAGAACACAGCCGUCAAGGCCAUACCAAACGCCUACUCCCCAGCCGCCUUCCCUAAGACUUUCAAAACCCCCACCAUGAUCAAGCCCGCGCGAAAGAUGCCAGGCUACCUCCCUGCUACUUCGACGGACGAGAAUGACAUGGUCACCGAGCCCGCUGGACCUUCCCGGGUCGUAGUUCCGCCCGUCAAGACAUACCAGCCCGUGCCUGCUCAGAGCUUCUACGCCGCGCCGCCCAAGAAGAUCGCCUCUAAGGUAGUCAUCGGGGGUGGGAGCGCCAAGGACCGGGAUCAGUGGGGAGGAGCUGUCUUCGACCCGAAGGCGGAGGGGGCCCUGGUGAUGCAGAGACCGUCGGAGGCGGAGGCGAAGAAGCGAGGCACCGAGCUCAACGACGUUGUUAUGGACCCUCUCUUGGCAGCAAAAAUGAGGGAUCAUCAAAGAGAAGGCGUCAAAUUCAUGUACUCUUGUGUUAUGGGCUUGACCGGUGCCGAAGCGAAUGGUUGUAUCCUCGCGGACGAGAUGGGUCUCGGUAAGACCUUGCAGACUAUCGCGUUGAUACACAUGCUUCUGCGCCAAUCCCCAUUCAGAAAUCAAGCAUCGAUCAUCGGCAAGGCGCUAAUUGUCUGCCCAGUAAGCUUGUGUGACAACUGGCGGAGGGAAUUCACUAAAUGGGUUCGUUCGCAAGACAUCGGUGUGAUCGUGGCAGAUGGAUCAGACCAGCAGAUCAAGACUUUCCUGAACUACAAGAGCCAGCACGUUUUGAUCAUAGGAUACGAAAGAUUACGCAAAUAUAUCAAAGCUUUAGCUUCGUGUCAGCCCCCAAUCGAUCUCAUCGUAUGCGAUGAAGGCCACAGGCUCAAGACCAAGGAGAACAAGACGACCAAAAUGUUUGACGCGCUGCGCACGACUCGGAGGAUCAUCCUGUCCGGAACCCCGGUGCAGAACGAUCUAGGCGAAUAUUGGGCGAUGGUUGAUUUCUGCUGUCCUGGCCUGCUCGGUACAUACAAGCAGUUCUUCAAGCACUAUGAGAAGCCUAUCACCCGGAGUCGAGAGGUCGGCGCUUCGACCGAGACCGUCGAGAACGGGAGGAUGAAAGCAGACGAGUUGGGUAAGCUCUCGAAAGAGUUCGUACUGCGCCGAACGGCCGAUGUUUUGAACAACUAUCUUCCGCCCAAGCACGAAUAUGUGCUGUUUGUCGCACCUUCGGAGCUUCAAAUCAAGGUGUACAACAGUAUCCUCUCGCCAAGUCUUGCUCAGUCGCUCGCCCGAGGAAGUGGAGCGGGUCAGCAGGGACUCGCGAUGAUUGACCUGCUGCGGAAGGUGUCGAAUACCCCUUUGCUGCUGCGCAAGAAAGACGAUGAAGGUUUCAAGAGCGGUGAUAUCGGAGACGCCACCGAAGCUGCACUCGAAGUCAUACCUCGAGACCUACACAUGCGGGACGUGACCGUCUCCGGCAAGCUCUCUCUCCUCGACCGUAUGCUGUUCGAGCUUCACAGCACCACCAAAGAGAAGGUUGUCGUCGUCUCAAACUGGACUGCUACACUCAACAUCAUCCAGGAGAUCGCCAAGAAACGCCAUUGGCCCUACAUGCGCCUCGACGGCUCUACCGCUGCCAAGGAGAGACAAGGUCUUGUGGACUCCUUCAACAGGGAGACCAGGGAUCAAAGCUUUAUCUUUCUGCUUAGUGCUAAGGCUGGAGGAGUGGGGCUGAACCUCAUCGGCGCGUCGCGAUUGAUACUUUUCGACAGUGACUGGAACCCGUCCACCGAUCUCCAGGCGAUGGCUCGUAUACAUCGUGACGGCCAGAGGAAGCCCGUCUUCAUCUAUCGACUUCUCACGACCAACACGAUCGACGAGAAGAUCUAUCAGCGCCAAAUUACCAAGACUGGCCUCUCGGACCAGAUGCUGGACCAGAAGCAGGGCAAGGAUAGCAAAGACUCCUUCUCGCCGGCGGAAUUGAAGGAUAUCUUCACCCUCAAAUUGACUACAGAUGGCUGUCAAACCCACGACUUGCUCCAAUGCGAUUGUCAGACCAGACCCGAGUCGGAUCCUUUGUCUGAGCGGGAGGAGAACCUGCCCAGUCCGGACAAGGCGAGUGCGUCGGACGAUGAGGAUGACGUACCUAAGGGGUUCGUCAACGCUUCUCAGUAUGACCCGACCCCCACCGCCAAGAUGGUCAAAAAGCAAGCCGUGGAACAGCAACAAAAGCUCGCCGCGCUCAAGGCAUGGACGCACUACGAUGGCUUGUCAUUCAAUUCGUACAAGACGCUAGCCGACCCCCUCCUCUACAAUACUAUCUACAGCCACUCUGCGCCAAAAGACGUUGCUAGCUCCCCGGCGGCCAUCGAGGACGUUUCCGACUCGGAAUUCGACCUCGGUGCGACCAAGAAGAAGGCGCCCGUCAGGCCGGCCACGGUCGACAGCGACGAUGACGAUGACACACGCGCCGACCGGGUGAUGGAUAGCGCUGGUGAGGAGGACGAGGCUGAGUUGUCUGAGGAAGAGGCGAAGGUGCAGAAGAAGGGCAAGGGCAAGGCGAAGGGGAAGAAGGUGAUCCCGGCGAGUUCGAGGGGUCUUGUCAGUCAAGACGCCAAGCAGUACUCGUUGGCCAAGAUCGCAAAGCAGGGCGGGACGGGGAGGGUCAUGUUUGCGUUCGAGAAGGUCAGCUCGAGCAAGUUGAUCACGAGCAGGGAGGGGAGUGUGGAGGUGGGGAAGCUGGCGAAGGAGGAUGAUUGA